Molecule: messenger RNA, 987 nt
Organism: Adineta steineri
Lineage: Eukaryota; Metazoa; Rotifera; Eurotatoria; Adinetida; Adinetidae
Source: the annotation of a GenBank genome assembly
AUGACAACUGAUUGGCGUACGACAAUUGGGCCACAAUUUUCUUUAUUGUCGGAUCUUUGCCAACUGGCUAAUAACACGAUAUAUGAUUCUGUUCAUCGGUUUCUUCUGCAAUCAUUUGUCGCUUCAACUGUCUUAAGUGAAGACAAUUUAAAUACACAACUAAAUGCAACUUUCAAUCAACUUUUUCGAUCGACAAUUGUCAAUUUUGGAUUUCUCGUCGACAUAGUACAACUUCUUAUGCAAGUUGAUCAACCUUUUAUGGGAUCAGUACAAUCUGGUUUAAGUGGAUUUGCUCCAAGCUUAGGUGCAAAUAUAACAGGGAAUGGAAUGCUAAUAAACUUACCAAUACAGAUAACAUUUCUUUUGACCGGACCUGUUGAUAUCAAUACGAGCAACAUCAACUGUAUUUGCGCGACAAAUUCUCAAUGUAAAGAUCCAGUCUCUAUCUACUUUAAUGAAUAUAUUGACGCUGAUUAUUUCGAACCUGAAAUCACUUAUGUAGUUCCAGGAUCGAGAGUUGGCUGCUCCCCUAUUGAUUCUCUUCAACUUUCGACGCUUCAAUGUUUCUAUUCUGAUUCGGAUUGUUUUCCAGUUGUAAUGAGUUUCAUCCAACAAACGUAUAUUGACGCUGUUUCAGAUCCAUUGUGGUUUGAUCCACGUCCACUCAUUUAUGACCCGACAUCGAGUCGUUUUCCUCCAAAUACCUCAAUUGAAAUAAUCGUUAAAGACAUUAUGAUCGAACAAUGGAAUCCAUCUACUUCAUAUGAACGUUUUUAUGAAUUAUGUGCACCAAAUUAUUGUACUUAUUCUCAAAAAGGCCAAAGGAGAGCCAUCUUUGAGGUAGCAGUAACAUUGGUGUCGUUAAUUGGUGGUCUUAUUGUCUCCUUACGUGUCAUUACACCUCAACUUGUAAAGUGUUUAAUUGGCUUAUUAGGAAUUAUUAACAAAAGACACCAACAACAAGAACAACAACGAGGUAGUUGUUGA